Molecule: messenger RNA, 2002 nt
Organism: Exophiala xenobiotica
Lineage: Eukaryota; Fungi; Ascomycota; Eurotiomycetes; Chaetothyriales; Herpotrichiellaceae
Exons: 1
Coding region: 92-1096 (334 amino acids)
Cellular component (GO): nucleus
Source: RefSeq, a predicted model, not a curated record
GUUUGGACGCAUCCUUUCUCAGCCACCUCGGAUACCAUUCAUGCCCUCGGAAGGCCUCCGAAGACCUUGAAUAGCAGCAGCAGUAGGUAUCAUGUCAGGCGGCCUUUACGGUGUCAAGCAGGCCUCCAAGACCAAGACCAAAGAAAUUUCCUCCUCUACCUCCCUUGCUUUCUCCACAAACCUCGCGUCACUAAUCUCCAGUUCCUCGACUUCCCAGACCAAAUCCAGCUCUGGCCGUCCCCGACCCUCCAAAGACAAGUCUGACAUCUUCACCGCACAUAACAAAAAUGUCAAGAAACGCUCCGCGGCCGAUCUCGAGGAUGGCCAACAGCGCCACAAAACAAGAGACGACAUCGGGUCAGUCGAUGCGGCAGAACUGCAUAGAUCCAAGAGGAAGAUGGAGGACAAAGUCCGCCUCUACAACGCUAUGAAGCGUGGCGAAUAUAUCGGAAGAGAAGACUACGACGAACGCGGUCUGAUCGACUUUGAUCGCAAGUGGGCAGAGAAGCAGGCAACCGGUCAAGCCAGUGAAUCCGGAAGUUCGGACUCGGAAGAUUCUGCUAGUGAUGCCGAAGAUGUCGUUGAGUACUUUGACGAAUUUGGUCGCUUGCGAAAAGGCACAAAGGCACAGGCUGCGAGAGAAGAGAGGAGGAAGCGGGUACAGGCUAAUGCUGCCGAAGAAGCGGAGCGCAUAUCUGCAAGACCGUCUAUGCCGAUCAACGUUAUAUACGGCGACACCGUUCAACACUCAGCAUUUAACCCUGACCAAGUCAUUGCGGACCGCAUGGCAGAUCUCGCGAAGAAACGAGAUAAAUCUGCCACGCCUCCCCCGGAUACUCAUUACGACGCCAAUGCUGAGAUUAGAACGAAAGGCACCGGGUUCUACACAUUCAGCAAAGAUGCAGAGGAACGACAGAAAGAAAUGGAUGCACUGGAGAAGGAGAGACUGGAAACGGAGAAGGUUCGAAAGGAGAGGGAAGAGAAGAAAGAACAGCGGCGGAAGGAGAUUGAAGAGCGUCGCAAGCUGAUUGCUGAGCAGAAAGCCAAAGCUCAGGCGGACAAAUUCUUGGACAGCCUGGAUAUCGAAGGCGUGUGAGGUAUCGAGACGUCUUAUGACUGACAAUAACUGUCGCUUACUAGCCCGCCACGGCGAUGCAUGGGAAAUCUGAUGCUCCUCUCAAGAACAUGAAAUCUACAAUUUGUGUCAUCCAGCGGAGACUCGAUAGCCUCCCGGGUCGACGAACCGAGGUGAUUAUCCAUGACUCGUCGACAGUGGCAACUUCUGCUUCCCUGGGAACUUGACCGGACCUUUUCGGGCUACGCCAAUACAGAGCCGCAAGCACCAUCCACGGCGCAAGUCCAGGCUCAUGCAGUCUCCCAACAUCUGGGUUCCGUUCAAGAUCUGGAUUCCAUCACCCACGCGAUCGACAAACAUCUGAAUAGUCUCGCUCGCGAAAGCGAAGAUAUCAACGUUCCAAAAUGUCGCGGCAUAGCAUCUAUCAUAUCAUCCAAACGCUCUGGAGCCCGCAUUCGAACAGAGGCAGUCCAACAAACUGCGAAUCCUAGUCCAAGAGCCACGCCUCGCACGAUCGGAAGCGUUGAUAUUGUAUUGCGGCCUGCAAAGUUCCUUACUUUUGUCACAACCAGCAAACGGCCAUCGACACUACUGGGUGCUGGAGGAUCGGUAUCUGCUACUGUCUGACACUCGGGACCCAGCCCAAACACCGAUUCAGCCAUAGUCACCGCCUGGCUCGCUCACCCGCUUCCCAACUUGAGCCAUCCAACCCAGUGUACAGAGUAAGGAAGCAACCCGUAAUUCUUAACGCCCGGAGUCGGUCAAGUACGAAUACCAACCUCGCUGUCCAUGCCUAAGGGUUCACAGGCAGACUCAGACUUGUCGAAAGAGAAUAGUAACAUAUACACAACCCUAACAUAUAAUUUGCAUUACUUCGAUGAGUGAUAUCGUUCCAAUCUCCGCAAAACAUUCGACGUAUGGAGUGCA